AUGGACCUGGCUUGGGAUAACAGGGAAGCCAUCGCGCGCAGAGGGGCCCCACGUUCCCACUCGCUCGAUUCCCGAGAGCACCACGAGCAGCGGGCGCGCGGGGCUCCCACGGCCGCGCGCGGGGCUCCGUCCCGGUCCCCGGAACGCGGCGUCCCCGUGGACCACGCCGUCUCCCCGCGGCCGUCGGUGCUCCAAGGCCGCAGCGGGCGUUCCUCGCUCCCGCUGGGGGGUUCCGCCGUCAGGCCUGGGGUGCCGAUGCCGAGGAAGGGUUUCCUGCUCGUUCGUAAACCACAGCGCUCUACCACUCGGGCCACCGCUCCCUGCGUUGUGCCGGUGUGCGUCUCACGGACUGCCCCGCCCGGCUGGCGGGGAGCCGCGACGCUCAGAUCUCAGCCUCCAGCGCCGCUGGGAUUGCGGGAGGGCGACCAGCGCCGGCGGGGAUCAGGCUCCUCGUUCCCGGUCUUGAAAGGGUACGGCGGGCGGCCGUCCAAUCGGGGACCGCGCGUCGGAGAGGCGGUGCGUCUGGGGAGGGCCGUCCAAUCCGGGCCCGCGCGUCGGAGGCGCGGUGCGUCGGGAGGGACGGCCGUCCAAUCAGGUCCCGCGCGUCGGAGGCGCGUUGCGUCAGGGGCAGGGCCGUCCAAUCGGGGCCCGCGCAUCGGAGGGGUGGCGCGUCGGGAGGGCCGUCCGACCAAUCGGGGUCCGUGCGUCGGGAAGGACGGCGCGCUGCGCCUCGCCCUGGCUGCUGCUUACGUCCCGCUGUGCCGAGGGCCUUGCUCGGCCUCCCGUGGAACUCCUGCCCGCUGUCUGAGCCGCCGGGGCCAAGACCCGGGCGGCCCUGCAGUCCGGGAAAUGGAGUCUUUCAGCUUCAAGGAUGUGUCUGUGAAAUUUACCAAGGAGGAGUGGGCUUUGCUGAAUCCUUCUCAGAAGACUUUCUACAGAGAUGUAAUGCUGGAAACUUUCAGCAACUUCAACUGUAUAGGACGCAGAUGGACAGACCUGAACAUGAAUGAUGAGCACAAAAAUUCUCAGAGAAAUAUCAGGCAUGUAAUAUCUCACUCUGGAUACAAAUAUGAACAUAAAGAAUGCAGAGAGAAGCUAUAUAAAUAUAAAAAAUGUGGAAAAACAUGUAUCUCUCACAAAAGUGUUCAGCAACACAUGGCAUCUCACAAUAUAAAUGGACCUUAUGAAUGUAAGGUAUGUUUGAAAAUCUUUGAUACUUCUAGUUCAUUUCAAGUACAUCAACAAACUCACCAAGCAAAAUCUCUAUAUAAAUGCCAGCAAAAUGAGAAGUCCUUUGUUUGUUACAGUUCAGGUCAACUACAUGAGAAUAAUCAGAGUGUAAAAAAGUCUUAUGAAUGCAAACAAUGUGGAAAAACUUUCAAACAACUUGGGUACCUAAGGAUACAUGAAAAGACACAUGCUGAAGAAAAUCCCUAUCAGUGUAAACAAUGUGGUAAAUUUCUCAGUUGUCCUAGCGCUCUUAAAGUUCAUGAAGAAACUCACAGUGUAGGAAAACCCUAUGCAUGUAAGCAGUGUGGAAAAGCCUUCAGACAGGCCAGUUACUUUCGAGAACAUGAGAGAACACACAGUGCCAAGAAUCCUUAUGAAUGUAAACAAUGUGGCAAAAGCCUGAGUUCUUCUAGUUAUCUUCGAGUGCAUGAAAGAAUUCAUACUGAAGAAAAACUCUAUGCAUGCAAACAAUGUGGAAAAACUUUCAAACAUCUUAGUUCUGUUCGAAUGCAUGAAAAAACACAUAGUGAAGAAAACCCCUAUGAAUGUAAGCAAUGUGGUAAAAGUCUCAGUUCUCCUAGUGCUCUUAAAGUUCAUGAAGAAACUCACACUGAAGGAAAACCCUAUGCAUGUAAGCAGUGUGGAAAAGCCUUCAGACGUGCCAGGUACUUUCGAGAACAUGAGAGAACACAUAGUGCUAAGAAUCCUUAUGAAUGUAAACAAUGUGGCAAAAGCCUGAGUUCUUCUAGUUAUCUUCGAGUGCAUGAAAGAAUUCAUACUGGAGAAAAACUCUAUGCAUGCAAACAAUGUGGAAAAACCUUCAAACAACUUAAAUACAUUCGAAUACAUGAGAAAACACAUACGGAAGAAAACCCCUAUGAAUGUAAGCAAUGUGGUAAAAGUCUCAGUUCUCCUAAUGCUCUUAAAGUUCAUGAAGAAACUCACAGUGUAGGAAAACCCUAUGCAUGUAAGCAGUGUGGAAAAGCCUUCAGACGUGCCAGUUACUUUCGAGAACAUGAGAGAACACAUAGUGCUAGGAAUCCCUUUGAAUGUAAACAUUGUGGCAAAAGCCUGAGUUGUUCUAGUUAUCUUCGAGUGCAUGAAAGAAUUCAUACUGAAGAAAAACUCUAUGCAUGCAAACAAUGUGGAAAAGUCUUCAAACAACGUAGUUCCAUUCGAAUGCAUGAAAAAACACAUAGUGAAGAAAACCCCUAUGAAUGUAAGCAAUGUGGUAAAAGUCUCAGUUCUCUUAAUGGUCUUAAAGUUCAUGAAGAAACUCACAGUGUAGGAAAACCCUAUGCAUGUAAACAGUGUGGAAAAGCCUUCAGACAUGCCAGGUACUUUCGAGAACAUGAGAGAACACAUAGUGCUAAGAAUCCCUUUGAAUGUAAACAUUGUGGCAAAAGCCUGAGUUGUUCUAGUUAUCUUCGAGUGCAUGAAAGAAUUCAUACUGGAGAAAACCUCUAUGCAUGCAAACAAUGUGGAAAAGCUUUCUUGUGUCACAGCAGCCUCCAAAUACACGAAGGAGUUCAUAGUGGAAUGCAAGCCUAUGAAUGUAAAUAUUGUAGAAAAAGCUUCAGAAGUCUUCGUUACUUUCGAAUACAUGAAGGGAUACAUAGUGGAGAAAAAUGCUAUGAAUGUAAGGAAUGUGGUAAAAAUUUCAGUUGUUCUGCUUCUCUUAAAGUGCAUCGAACAAUUCAUACUGGAGAAAAGCCCCAUGAAUGCAAACAAUGUGGUGAAUCCUUCCAAUAUCUCCGCUGCCUUCGAGUACACGAACAUGCUCAUGCUAAAAUAUGUUCCUAUCGAUGUAAACGGUGUGGGAAGACCUACAAAUACCUCAGCUGCCUUCGAGCUCAUGAGAGAACUCAUACUGAACGGAACCUGUGCAAAUGCAAAUAUUGUGGUAAAACCCUGAGUUGUUCUAGCUACCUUAGAAUACAUGAAAGAACUCAUACUGGAGAAAUGUAUAAAUGUAAAUAGUGUGAUAGAGUUCUUAGUACUUUUCUGUCUCUUUGAGAACAUGAAAGAAUCCAUACUGGAGAGAAACCCUACAAAUAUAAACGGUCUUGGAGGAGCUUCAGAAAUUUCACCUCCCUUCAAGUCCAUGAAAGCUCAUAGUGGAGCCAAGCCCCAUGAAUGUAAACAGUGUGAAAAAUUCUUCAGAGAUCACAGAUGCCUUGAGUACAUGAGAGAACACAUGGUAAGGAAGUCCUUAUGAAUGCAAACAGUGUGGUAAGGCUUUGAGUUCUAAAUUUCCAUAAACAAAUACUGGAGAAAAACCCUAUGAAUGUGAAUGUGGUAAGACGCUGAGGUGUUGGAGCACGUGUUUUCUCUCAUGUUGAAGCUGGAUCUAAAAUAUGUCAGUCAAUGCUAAAUUCUGUGUGACUCCAGUCAUACAGUGAGACCAAAGGAUAACACUUUUAGAAGAGCAACACAAAGUCACAAUGCCUAUUUGCCUCUGAUCAUAACAGUGAACUCCAGGAAAUGGAAAUGUUUUUUGUCCUUGUGCCUUUUUUGUUUUCUUUUUGUAUUGUUUAUCUGAACUUAGGAGGUGGUAAGGGUGUGCACAGAAAUGGAGGCACAACGGGUGAACAAAAUGUAGCAGUGGUACUCAUUAGACACCUGUGAGCAUCAUACCACUUGACAGUGGGGAUGGAAGAGGAAACAGGGAGAGCAAGGGAAAGGGUGACAUUGUCCAAAAAAGGAAUGUGCUCUACCUGACUUUUGUGACUGUAACCUCUCUGUACAUCAACACUAUAAUAAUGAAAAUAAAAAAAAAUUAAGUAGUAGGUAC
Dipodomys spectabilis (banner-tailed kangaroo rat) is the source of this 4024-nucleotide messenger RNA. Its product is annotated as zinc finger protein 709-like. Gene Ontology annotation, molecular function: RNA polymerase II cis-regulatory region sequence-specific DNA binding; DNA-binding transcription factor activity, RNA polymerase II-specific. NCBI's taxonomy places the organism in Eukaryota, Metazoa, Chordata, Mammalia, Rodentia, Heteromyidae. The transcript has 5 exons. The record is from RefSeq and is a predicted model, not a curated record. Bases 1 to 3210 code for a protein of 1069 amino acids. Gene Ontology annotation, biological process: regulation of transcription by RNA polymerase II.